AAGUAAGGCGUAGAAAGUAAGGAGAGAAAGAACAUAAAACAAAGUUUUGUCACAGUCACAGUCUGUGAGUCCCUCUGGUUGCUCCGGUUUGUUGUAUUCUAGGCUCCAGUCGCCUCGUCGCUCCUGACAGAAUUGUGCGUGUCUUCGAACAAUUACUAUAAAAUAAUUACUAGAGGUAGGCAAAUUUGAUUAAGCAGUUGAUAUUAACUCUAGUAAGUUCACCUUGCUUUGCUAGGUUUCUGACAUCAUUAUUUGCACUUUGCAUAAUAGUUACGCCCAGUUACGCCGUUACGCCGAGUGGCAGCGCGUCGGUCGUAUUCCGCGCUUUGGCCAGUGUUCUGUGCUUUGGCUGCAACUGUACGUACUUUCUUUUUGUUUUGUUUUUGAUCAAGUCACAUGAGCGAUCACGGGAUGGUUUGCUCUGUCGAAACACAGGAAGCCGUCUGAGGAAUAAUGGCUAUUCGACAUUGUUAGUGUGCAGUUCUGGAGCAUUCCGGCAGCAGCAGCAGUCUCGUUGCCGCAGACGACGAUGGCUGACGCAGUGAAGGAGGGUCUCCGCUCUAAGAUUUACUGUGCCGCUCGCGAGGGUCUCCCGGUGACUCUGUUUGCCCUGCUGGCCAGUGUUCCGAAAUGCGACUAUCGUGAUUAUCUAAGUGCUCUGGUGGUAGACAAGGAACAAAAAUGCACGCCACUCCUCAUCGCUGCCCGCAACGGACAUCGGCAGGUGGUGCAGACGUUGCUAGAAAACUUCGGUUCCUCGGUCGGACUGGAACAGGAGGGCACCGUCCAAUUCGACGGAUACGUCAUCGAAGGCGCAACUCCUCUGUGGUGCGCGGCUGGUGCAGGGCACCUGGACAUCGUCCGCAUACUCGUCCUGCGCGGUGCCGACGUCAACCACCCGACGCGCACGGUAUCGACGCCGUUGCGAGCAGCCAGUUUCGAUGGGCGGCUGGACAUUGUUCGCUUCCUCGUGGAGCAUGGUGCCGACAUCCACCUAGCCAAUAAGUACAACAAUACUUGUCUCAUGAUCGCCGCCUACAAGGGCCACUUGGACGUUGUGCGCUACUUGCUGUUGCGGGGCGCCGACCCCAACGUUCAGGCGCUCUGUGGUGCGACAGCGCUACAGUUUGCUGCCGAGCACGGGCACCUGGACAUAGUGCGCGAGCUUUUGGAUGCGAACGCCCGCGUGUUGGCCAACGGGAUCGGCAUGACGCCGUUGCUGGCCGCCGCAGAGCGCACGAAGGCCGAAGUGGUGGAGUAUCUCGUCAAGCAGCCGUGGUGCACGCGCCGUGAGAAGAUCGACGCACUCGAACUACUGGGCGCGUCAUUCGCUAACGACAAGGACAACUACAGCCUGGAGCGAGCUUUCCGCUUCCUCGAGCUGGCGAUGCGGGAGCGCGAGUGCGAGCCCCGGCUGCCUAAAGAGCGAGGCCCAGUGGUGGCAGCUUACGACUCUCGCGUCGAGUGCGCCACGCUCGACGAAUUGUACAGCAUCAGGGACGACGCGCACGCCCUGCACAUGGAGUCCCUGGUGAUCCGCGAGCGCAUCCUGGGACCGCACAACCCGGAGUUGCCGCAUCCCGUUGUCUACAGGGGUGCAGUGUUUGCUGACAGUGCAGCGUUUGAUCGCUGCUUGCAACUGUGGCUGCAUGCUCUUCGGCUGCGAUCAGCUGCCAGGCUUCCUUUGCGCAAGGACCUACUCCGGUUUGCCCAAGUUUUCAGCCAGAUGCUGCAUGUCGGAGUUGAAGUGCCACCAGGAGCAGUCGCCCAGAUUUUGUCGGCGGCCAUUCAUGAACUGGAGUCGGGUUCAGAUGAGGACAAUGAUGCCAAUAUGCUGACUUCCCUGUACCUGCUGGUAGUGGUGAGCAAGCUCCAUUUCAUGUCGGCUAGUCAGGAGCACGAGCUGAUGAGGCUCAUCUACCGCCUUGUCCAGUUGGGCCGGGUAACUAGAGAUGGAUGCACACUGUUGCACCUGUGCGUGAGCGCUGACACACCCGUGGACGAUUUCCACACCAAGAACAUCUGCCACUUUCCGUGCACUGACACCACUCGGCUGUUGCUUCGUUGUGGCGCUGAUCCGAAUGCAGUCGAUGCCAGGCGCAACACGCCCCUACAUGCCAUCGUCACAUACCAGAAGCCAAUCAGUGACUUUCUUACCCUGCACUCCAUCAUUGUGGCCCUCAUUGAGGCAGGAGUGCAUGCCGAUGCAACUAACGCGCGUGGAGAGACAGCAGCGGAAGCAGCUACAACGGGUGUUGCAGAGGUGAUCCUCCGCACUCAGACCCAAGUGACCCUACGCUGCUUAGCCGCACGUGCUGUGGCCAAGUAUGGACUGUGUUAUCGGGCAGGCGAGAUCCCGCGGUCUCUUGUCCAGUUCGUGGAAAUGCACGGUGGUCGAACACGGCCCCUGCCACGGCCUGGGGCUGACUGAGCACCACAUGGUGGAUACAUGGUUUGAAAGUUUUGAAAAAAAGAAAGAAAUAUACUAUACGCUGUACUUUGAGGUGAGCAAGCAUGUUGUUCGUAAAACAGUACUUCUGCUGCUUACCUCAUAUUAAAUUUUGCUCCACUUACCACUUUCCAUUCUCUCCUCUCAUUGGCGAUCAUUUCACUUCAUGACAAAGUGGUCCAGGUUGUUCAUGUAUACCCGGUGUUGAACAGGGCUUGUUGAAGAAGCAGCUGUGUGGCGUAGCUGUAUUAGUAAAAGCCUAGCUACAUGAAGUGACAACUUUUACUGAUGUAGCUAGUGGUGCAAAUAUGCAACAUCAAAAUGCUAGACUGUUACCUGGCGUGAAGCUUGGUUAAACCUAGCUUGGCUUAUCAAAUAUUUAUCCACACUGGUAUACUGCCACUAGCACAUUUGUGUGUUUCAAGUCAGCUAAAUCGCCUUCUAGAUAUGUUCUCGAGCUGCAAAUGUAUUUUAGUACUCCGAACUACAAUGUAAGUAAUAACACUGUGAUGCCUACAUAAAAGACAGCCCUUCAUAGGCUCUUGUUUAUUCUCAUAAUAUACAUGUUAUAUUUUCCUGCAAUUGUUAAGGGUAUCACCCGCUCUUUGAAGUGAAACUUGGGCGGCCUAAAUGACAUGGGCACGAGGCAGGAAGGUGAUGUCUCUUUUCUGUGCAUAAUAGUAUAACGUUAUCGUAUUUGACGUGUGCUGCUUUCUGUUGUAAUUUUUGUCCAUUUCUCAUAUUAAACCAGUGAUGCAGAGUAUUUAUUUCUUCACUGUUGAACAAGGCAGAAAGAUUAUUUUUUUCACUAUGUUAUUUAUAUUUAUUCUAUUUUAUUGCUGAAUGUAAGCCACAUGUUGCUAGCCAAUGAAAUGGUAGUUUAUCUUUGUAUUUCCUUCAUUCUUUCUUUGGAGGUCCUUUGGCACGUGCUGGAUUUUUGUUGGGUCCCUGUGAUUUUUUGUGUAACGCAUUGGGAUGCUGUUUGUGUUUCUGUCAAAUCAGACUCUCAGCCCGAUUGUGAAGUUCAUUUGGUUUGUAUGCAUUGCGACAUUUACGCUGGUGUGAUGCCCAAAAAGUUGUCGCUUCAUCAAGCUUGUGUUGCAGUGUGUAAUGCGUAGUAAUUAAAUAUUGGAUGCUUAGCAGCUGUUAACAUUGACUCCAAAAUAUUUAUGCUGUAAUUAAACAAUGAAAUCUCUUUGCUUUAUGUCAUUAUGCAAUUAUGGUUUAAGAGCCGGGGCAUACUCUCGUUCCAUCCCAUUCGCUUUUGUGCAACACAAUUUCAGGCAUGACACCUCAAGGCAGUGAUGGGACAGCUUGUAGGUGUACGCCAGGGUUACACAACAGCAAUAUAAAUGGUGAUGGGGUGCGUGCCAUUCUGUUCAUCACACCCAUUACUACUUAUCUUGAACUAAACAGCACACACGCACACUGAAUUGCCUAUAUGUAUUCCCAAAAGUGGCCAUUGAAAAACAUGACCCGGUAAAUAUAUUCAUCACCUUUUCCCCCUUUUUCUUUCUGUAGUUGCAUUUUUUAUACAUCCUCCUCCUUUUUGCAGUACAGUCUAGUGAAGUUGUAACAAAUGCAAUAAUUCCCACAAAAAGAGGUUGGUAUAUCAGUUGUUUGUUAUAUUUUGGCUUACCAUAUCCGAAGUGAAAUUUGCAGUGUAACCAAUAUCUCGGCCUUAUAACUAGUAGAUUGUUCUUCCUGUACAUCGUAACCCAUUAAUUGAGCAAAAGUGUGUUUGUCUGUAUUAAGCUGGCACAUUAAUCGCAGUGAAAUAAUGCAUGUUAUACCAACUCUCACAUGCUGUCUAAGCAAAUUUUUUUUUAAUUUGAAGCCAUGGAUCAGCUAAGUUUCUUAGUUAUUCUUCCUCUAUGUAUAUUUCUUUUGACUCACAUCAUACAAGUCGUUCUUGCACCGUGUCACACAGCAUUUUAGUUAAUGUCUUGCCUCUGAUCUUGAAUAGGUGUACGGUAGCACAAUUAAGAGAGGACAAAAGAAGACACACAGGGACACACACAGCGCUAACUACUUCCAACAAUGUUUAUUAUUGAAAAGCAGGUCGCGCUUAUACACUCAGCCAAGAUGAGUCACAGCCACGUGAACAGUUAAACAUUCCAAGCAAAAGAUUUUUAGAAGUGAUAUCUUAAGCCACGUGCAAAGCAAAAAUUUUAAUUCUUUUUCAGAGAGAGCCAAUGACAGUUUACUGAUACAGGAUUUCCCGAGGGCAGCAAUCUGCUCAGCUUCUAUUAUAAGUCCAGUCAGUUCGCUCUUACUUCUACUAGUAAUGGUUGUUGAUUCGAGGAGAGGGAAGCACUUAUGCUGCUUACAAUGAAGGGUGAGAAACCCAUCCAAUGCAACUUUGUUGACCUUAUUUUUGUGUUCACACAACCUAUCAUUCAUGCAUCUGCCCGACUGCCCAACGUAAUACUUUUCACACGAUAGGGUAUACAAAAUAUAAUCGAAGUCUUACCAUCUGUAAACUUUUUCCUGUCUCUAACUUGGCAGCUAAGAGCACUUUCUUUUCUGGUCUUGUUUUCCUGCACAAGCUGAUUAGUUAGGUGCAGAAAAAAACCACAUCAGUGUUACCUCGGUGGGCAAGUUUCUUUAGGCUGUGUGACAACCAGUGGAUAUAGGGUAUAACUGUUGGUCUUGUUUUUCUCACGCUUACUAUUAUUCAAAAGACUAGCGCAAAAUAGCAGGGACAAAGACAGAGAAGACGACAGGACGAAUGCUCAUCCUGUCGCGCUCGUCCUGUCGUCUUCUCUGUCUUUGUCCCUGCUAUUUUGCGCUAGUCUUUUGAAUAAUGAUGACACACCAACUAGCCCAGCUUUCUGCCUUCACGCUUACUAUUUCCUUCUGCACGUUCAGAGGUCCCAAAUUGCUGCGCUUGCCUUAGUAUUCCUUCUACAACUGAUACCAGAACUUGACUGGGAUAACCUGCAUCAUAUAGGCGCAUGACUUGUUGUGUGAACGUUUCGUCAAUGCAAUGAUGGCAUGAUUUUAUUAAGUACAUUGGUGAAACACAUUUUUGCAAUUCUUCUUUUUACCAAUUUAGAAUGGGCUGAAUGAUAUGACAAAUUCCUCUGAUGCAUUAUUCAUACAGAAUCUAAGUUGCUGUAAUUCUUCAGUUAAGGCUAAGAAAAGAUAGCCUUUCCAGCCAUAUAGAAAUGUAUCUCGAUAUUGACAUCACUGAAUGCUUGGCCAAAGUUAUGUGGUCAUGCACUUAGCAGUCUAAUACCUGUUCCACAUGUGCACAUUGUUAAUCGCUUUAUUGCUCCAAUUUUUUUUGCCAUGUCACUUUGUGGCAUGUACCUUAAUGCCAUCUGUAAUAUAAGUAGGAUGAAACUUUCCCACCUGGUGCACCCUGUGCUUGUGUAGGGCAGUACACUUAAUUUCUUUCUAAAUAGCAUUUGAUCAAGCAACAAAUUACUCGUACAUCUUGUUGGGUCAAAACAAAUUUACAGUUUAAACACCUCCAAUCUGACAGACACCAUAUUGUCCGAUGUUAGGACUCAAAAAGCGUGGUGAAUAAUGGUGGGCUUAUGGCAACUCCUGUGAUGCACGAUUCUCCAUAAAGUAACUAACAUUUCAUUUGCAUGAUAAUGGUAUUUUAGGCAUAUGAACAGAGUUUGUAAAACACUGGUGAGAAUGUGAGUCGCUUCUUGGCCAUCUAAUUGUGUUGGUGCAUGGUGAUAUUAAACAUGAACAUUUUGCAAGGCAUGAAAAUGUUGCCAUUAGGAAUUUUGGGAGCCUAAGACACUCUAUGCCAUUAACCUCACUUGUGUAGCAUGGAUAUUACUCUCCGGUGGCCUUAACUUGGUGGAAGGGCUUCUUUAGAUGAUGCAGUGGUGGGUGCUAUAAAUAUGGAAUGCACAAUCUGGAAUUGCCAGACUUGUAAGAAAUAGAGGGGGCUAUAGUUCUUAACAUUCAAGAAGAAACGUUACAUAUUCAAGAAAGGAAUGUUGCCUAAACAGACUUGUUAUAUACUUCAUAGAUAUUGUGUGCUUAAUAUGGCUUUUUUAAUUUUAGUCUUUAAUCUAGUGGUGUGAGCAGAAUGUCGCAAGAAUCAGUUAUAAGCGAGUUUUUUUUUUUAAACCUCUGUACACUGUUUUGAUUAUGUACUGCACAUCACAUUCAGAUUAUCGGAAAAUGCAUAAAGAUGCAGGACAUUAAGAUUAUUUGCAGAUUAACUUUACCUGGAGAGGUUUCACUCAGUGUGCUAGUUUUGAAGUCUUUUAAUCGGCUGUGGAACGUUUUGAAACAAGUAAUAAAAUAUGGAUCUGCA
Dermacentor andersoni is the source of this 6737-nucleotide messenger RNA. It is a transcript of the gene Fem-1, whose product is annotated as protein fem-1 homolog B. Gene Ontology annotation, cellular component: nucleus. Lineage: Eukaryota; Metazoa; Arthropoda; Arachnida; Ixodida; Ixodidae. The record is from RefSeq and is a predicted model, not a curated record. Gene Ontology annotation, biological process: positive regulation of transcription by RNA polymerase II. Gene Ontology annotation, molecular function: transcription cis-regulatory region binding; protein binding.